This is a messenger RNA of Pichia membranifaciens NRRL Y-2026, 1740 nucleotides long. RefSeq lists its product as hypothetical. Gene Ontology annotation, biological process: amino acid transmembrane transport. Gene Ontology annotation, cellular component: membrane. Bases 1 to 1740 code for a protein of 579 amino acids. Gene Ontology annotation, molecular function: amino acid transmembrane transporter activity. The transcript has a single exon. NCBI's taxonomy places the organism in Eukaryota, Fungi, Ascomycota, Pichiomycetes, Pichiales, Pichiaceae. The record is from RefSeq and is a predicted model, not a curated record.
AUGACAUUUAUACGAAAACUGAACCGCUUUAAAAAUUCUUUAGCUGUCGAAGCUUCAAGUGGAAGCCAUUUUGAAAAUGAGGCCGAUACUGAUGUGAGCUAUAUUGAUGAGAAGUCAUCUCCUUGGACAAGUGCAUUUGAUAAAAAAUAUCAGAAUACGUUUGAGCAUGAUGAGGAUUUGCAUGGUGAUGUGUUGGAAACUGAGGUCAAGCGUGGGUUAAAAUCGCGUCACGUUUCAAUGAUAGCGUUAGGGGGCACAAUCGGUACUGGUUUAUUCAUUGGUACUUCGGCACCACUAAAAAUGUCGGGCCCAGUUAAUACUCUCAUUGCUUACCUUUUUUUUGGUGCUUUGGCGUAUUCAGUCACGCAGUCUUUAGGCGAGAUGGCUACGCACACACCAGUUGCCGGUUCUUUCUGUACAUUCAAUACCAGAUAUCUUUCCAAGGCAAUUGGAUUCAGCAGUAACUGGUGUUACUGGUUCCAGUGGGGGAUCACAUUUGCAAUUGAGAUCUUUUCCGUUUCACAGUGUAUCAUGUACUGGACUGAUAGAGUCCCUGUAUGGGGAUGGAUCUUAAUAUUCUUUGUGACGAUAACUGCUGCCAACUUUGUCCCGGUAAGAUAUUAUGGUGAAAUAGAAUUUUGGAUUGCGUUUGUGAAAGUUGUGGCCAUUGUAGGUUUCAUUAUCUACGCCCUUUGUAUGGUAUGUGGCGCAGGCGUUACAGGACCUGUCGGUUUCAGAUAUUGGAGACACCCGGGUCCUUGGGGUGCAGGUGCAGGACUUGUCUCAAAUACAAACACAGACAGGUUUCUUGGUUGGGUUUCCUCUUUGAUCAAUGCAGCAUUUACUUAUCAAGGAAUUGAGCUUACCGGUAUCUCUGCCGGCGAAUCUGCCAAUCCGAGAAAGACUGUUCCAAAGGCCAUCAACAAGGUCAUUGUGAGAAUUCUGCUUUUCUACAUUUUAACGUUGUUUUUCAUUGGAAUGCUAGUGCCAUAUGAUGAUCCUGCUUUAUCUUCGUCCGCUAGUUUCAUCUCAUCUUCUCCAUUUUUGAUUGCUAUCACUAAUUCCGGUACUCCUGUUUUACGACACAUUUUCAAUGCUGUCAUUCUAAUCACGCUCACAUCGGCAGCCAAUAGUAACGUGUAUGUUGGUUCCAGAGUCUUAUAUUCCAUGGCUGGGUCAACGGCACCUAUGAUCUUCGCUAGAACUAACAAGCAUGGUGUGCCUAUUUAUGGCGUACUUUUCACUGCUGUUUUUGGCGCCUUGGCGUUUUUGAACGUCUCCAACAGCGGUGUGGUGGUUUUCAACUGGCUAAUGAAUAUUUCAGCCCUAGCAGGUUUGAUCUGCUGGUGCUUCAUUACAGGAGCCCAUUUGAGGUUUAUGAAAAUUCUGCAGUCAAGAAGCAUUUCCCGUGAUACGCUACCGUUUAAGGCCAAUUUUGGGCCCGUGGUAGCAUGGAUCACGGAAUUCUUCCUUGUCCUGAUUGUUUUUAUACAAGGGUACAAGGUCUUUUUCAAUUUCGACGUUAAUGAUUUUUUUGCGAACUACGUCUCAUUGAUUAUGACAGUAGUGUUUUGGAUCGUCGCCCAGCUUACAUACUACAGGAGGGAACCAUGGCUAAUCCCGACAGAGGAGGUAGAUUUGGAUUCGGAUGCCAGGAGGAUCGAUGAAGAGGUCUGGGAAGACGCCGACGAAGAUGUCAAUGUUUCCAGAUUUGACAAAUUCUGGGAUACGUUGAUUUGA